Messenger RNA from Scleropages formosus (Asian bonytongue), 4285 nucleotides. RefSeq names its product zinc finger protein 493-like. The transcript has 2 exons. The coding region runs from base 1298 to 3070 and encodes 590 amino acids. Lineage: Eukaryota; Metazoa; Chordata; Actinopteri; Osteoglossiformes; Osteoglossidae. Gene Ontology annotation, biological process: regulation of transcription by RNA polymerase II. Gene Ontology annotation, cellular component: nucleus. Gene Ontology annotation, molecular function: RNA polymerase II cis-regulatory region sequence-specific DNA binding; DNA-binding transcription factor activity, RNA polymerase II-specific. The record is from RefSeq and is a predicted model, not a curated record.
GCCCCUUACGGUCUCUCCGGCAGGUGGUGAGCCCACCGAAGAGACUUCCAACUCUUUUUACGUAUUAUAUCUCUACAUUUAUUCCUUUAGCAGACAACUUUCUCCAGAACUGCUUACAUGUAGUACCCCGAGGCCCCAGUAGAACGUGGGGGGUGGGGUUCAAACUUUUGGACCGUGUUCUGAGCUCACGUUGUAUCCAUUUAAUCAGAUAUGCACACUUUAAUGUGACCUUACAGAUGUUUUAUGUUUGCCAGUGAUAAAGUAGCAGCCCAAAGGACCUAAUAACAAAACGUGGUCACUUUAUGAGAAAAUAAAGGUGUAGUGAAAAUGUACAUUAUUUUUGAUACUCAAAAUAAAGAUUUCACUGUAGCGGUUUGGUAUUUUAUUGCACAAACAAAAAUGCACAUAUGAACUUAAAACAAAGUCACUGUGAUUAUCAGUAAAAAAGGGAUAAGCACAGAAAGAGUUGGAGGGAAAAAGAGCGGUGGGAGAGCAACGGACGGCGUCCGGGUGCUAUAGCUACACUCUGGUGUUUGUACAGGACAGAAAGUCCCUCUGUUUGCCCAAUGAAAUGCAGAGUAUUAAGAUGAGAAAAACAAGAAAAGGUGGUGUUUUAAAGCUCAUUUCUAGGACUUUGUGUUACAUGUAGAAAUUGCGUGAAUUGCUACAUGAGAGAAGAGAAUUUAGCUUUAACCAGUGAAUGCAGUGGAUCACAGAGCAAGUCCACUGCAUUGAGGGCACGUGAACGGUGAAUUGGCCCCACUGAGUCAGCGUGCACUGUAGUGUAAAAACAGUGUAAAAACAGCGUAAUCCCGCGUUCGUUCACCGGUCGGUUCCGUUUUAAACGACUGGAAGCGAUAAUCCGUUCAGAAGUUACAACAAACUGUCCAGUUUUCUGUUUCAACCGGAUACUGUCACACUUAACUUCACUCGCAAGAAAACUUCUCCCGCGUCCACAUUAAAGUCCGCGCGCUUUUUUUGUCGUUGGCGGCGCUGGAGGAGCGAAGGGCGCGAACCGCCAGGUGGCGCUGCGACUCCGUGCGAGCAGCACUUUGUCUUCGGCCGAAAGCAGCGGAAGUAGAAUAAGAAGAAGAAAAGAAAAGAAGAGAGAAGAGAAGAGAAGAGAAGAGAAGAGCAUUCUUUUCUCACAGCCAGAGUACAUGAAUCCAGGAGCAGAGGAGGAGACACAUGGACAGAAGAGGAAGUGGACAUUGAGAGGAGACAGAGAGGAUCUCGCCGAGCAGUACUGUAACGAAGCACAAGGAGGGAGAGACGACUGGAGACGAGGAUCAUCAUCAUGAUGGCAGGAGCAGGAGCUGAACACCCUUCAGUGUCACUGCACAGCCUCCCAUGUGAAUCACAGUGUUUUGGGGACACGGUGACCUCUUACUCUGAGGACUCAGCAGCACUCAUGGAUGUGUGUGUAAAAAGUGAGCCUGAAGAUGAGCACAUUUCCCACCCUGAAUAUUGUACUGAGGUUCAAGAGAUGGACUCAGGGCUGCACCUGGAUACCGAGCACAUUAAAUCUGAGAUUGUCAUGGUCAAAAUAAUGGAGGACAGUACUGAUCAACAGCUACAGUACAGAACUACGGAGGGGUUGUGCCCUUCAUCAGAACAUUUAAACUCUUCUACUUGUGUUCUAUACAAAUGUUGCAAUGGAGAGACAAGUGCAGUUAAAUCAGAGCCAUAUUCUCAGUUACUGGGAGUUAGUCAGUUAUCUUCUGGGACAGAGGUGACAAUGAAUGAAGUAGCAAAUAACUGCUGCUCAAAGAAAGAGGACAGACAUCUACAGGUUAUUCACUUAAGGUCUAUUCCUUUUACUUUGUCCAAACAAUAUAAAUCAGAGACAGAUGAAGUUAAUGUCGAGCGGCAUUCUCAUUUAGAAGAAUCUAGCAGUACAGAGACAUUAGUUAAAGAAGCUGAAGAUAAACUUUUACCUAAGAAUUCUGUAAAACUGGAGAACAGUUUUUUUAUUCCAGGAUGCAACAUAAAAUAUUGUUGUAUACAGUGUGGAAAAAAAUUUUUGCACACUUGUCAAUUAGAACAACAUCAGCUUAUCCACUGUGGCAGAAAAUAUAAAGACAAUCAAUGUGGAAAGAUGCUUUCUCAGUUACGAAAAUCAAAACAACAUCAGGUUGUUAAUUCUGGCGAGAAACAGGGUACACAGAGUCAAUGUGGAAAGACUUUUUCCAGAAGAGGUAGGGUAGAAAUGCACCAGCUUGUUUAUUCUGAUGAAAAGCCAUAUAAGUGUACUCACUGUGGAAAAAGUUUUUCUCACUGCAGUCUCUUAAAACAACACCUGCGUAUUCAUGCUGUUGAGAAACCAUAUAAAUGUAGUGAAUGUGGGAAGAGUUUUUCUCAGUCUGGCCACUUAAAACACCACAAGUUUGUCCAUUCUGGUGAGAAACCAUAUAAAUGUAGUCAGUGUGGAAAGUGUUUCUCCCAAGGAAGUCACUUAAAACAGCACCAUCUUGUCCAUUCUGGUGAGAAGCCAUAUAAAUGUAGAGAAUGUGGAAAGGACUUUUCCCAUGGAAGUCACUUAAAAAAACACCAUCUUGUUCAUUCUGGUGAGAAACCAUAUAAAUGUAGUGAAUGUGGGAAGAGUUUUUCUCAAUCUGGCCAUUUAAAACAGCACCAGCUUGUCCAUUCUGGUGAGAAACCAUAUAAAUGUAGUGAUUGUGGAACGAGUUUUUCCUGUAGAAGUACCUUAAAAAAGCACCAGCUGAUUCAUUCUGGUCAGAAACCAUAUAAAUGUAGUGACUGUGGAAAGAGCUUUUCCCGUGGAAGUACUUUGAAACAGCACCAGCUGAUUCAUUCUGGUGAGAAACCAUAUAAAUGUAGCGAUUGUGGGAAGUGUUUUUCUCAAGGAGGUCAUUUAAAACAGCACCAUCUUAUUCAUACCGGUGAGAAACCAUAUAAAUGCUGUCAAUGUGGGAAGAGUUUUUCUCGAUCUAGUCACUUAAAACACCACCAGCUUGUUCAUUCUGAUGAAGAACCAUAUAAAUGUAGUUGGUGUGGAAGGAGUUUUGCUUUGAGGAAGCAUUUAAAAAUACAUGAGAAAACUCAUUGAAGCAUCUGCAAACUAAUCUGUUUUUAGGAGUUUGUUUUCCAGGUGUGUUUUACAAUCUUUGGUCCAGGAAAAGAUUUCCGCGGACUGGCACAUCUGCACAUUGAUGUGAGAUGUUUCAUUUUGGAAUAACGAAGUCCUGAGAAAUAUAGUGUGUGCAGUGGAACCAAAAGUGUGGGAUAUUUCAAAUAUUCUUAAGAUGCCUAAUGUUGGACUGAUCUAAUACGUCUAUUUUACAUGAGACCAAUGAGUGUGUGUGUGUGUGUGUGUGUGUGUGUGUGUGUGUGUGUGUGUGUGUGUGUGUGUGUGAGGUAAUUGUAAACACCCCUCUUCCAUCUUGAAGGCAGUCGUCCUCUAUAAAUGGUUGUCCAUGUGAAUAUGUUGAAUAACUUCUGGAUGGAUGCUAGUAUAAGCCUCAAUAAUGUGUGCUUUCAGAUGGUCCACAUUCUGGAUCUCCAUUGCAUAUUGUGUGUUUUCACUUGACUGCUCCUGUACUUUGGUCAAAAUGGGUAACACAUUGAACGCAUUCCAUGAAAUGGCCUCAGUUUAUGUCGGCGUCACUCUAUGUUCGCUUAGUGCCUGCACUGUGACGGGGCAAACUUCAUAACCAGAUAUGAAAAAGAGACCACUAUUAAGUGCCUUUAGAAAUUUUAAAUGUUUGUGGUCACAUGACCUCUUUUAAAUUUGGAACUAUUGAGUUGAAUUCAAGAUGAUGGCAGGUCUUGGUCUAAUUUAAAAUUGUGUCAUUAGAUGAAUUCAACAUUAGGCAUCUUAAAAUGUUUGGGUGGUUGCAGACUUUUGACUCACUCAGUAUUUUCAAAUCCUCAAUAUUCCAGACAGUUGUUCUUUCCUCCAGGAGUGCAUCAGUACCUCAACCUUGUGUCGGAAGAUCACUAAGCGUGGAACACUGUCCUUGUUGCACUGAGUGACUGAAGAUGCACAAUUGUUUUAUUGAUGCAUUCUUGGGUUAAAUGUAUUGAACAGUAAAUUUACUAAAGACUGUAGUUUCUUUUUUUUGCUUACAGUUUUAACUCAUGGAAAAAUAUCUUUUCAUUAGACUGACAGGCAUCCUUAUGGUUAGAACCACUGCUUUUGGAUUUGAAGAUAAGUUCAAAUCCCACAUCCUGCUGUAGUACACCUGAGUACGGUACUUAUCCCGAAUUGCUCCUAUCAAAAUUACUCCACUGUAUAAAUGGCUUAAUAAAGUAUGAGAAAAAG